This is a messenger RNA of Mercenaria mercenaria, 2534 nucleotides long. RefSeq names its product myosin heavy chain, clone 203-like. Bases 47 to 1801 code for a protein of 584 amino acids. Gene Ontology annotation, cellular component: nucleoplasm; chromatin. Gene Ontology annotation, biological process: positive regulation of DNA-templated transcription. Gene Ontology annotation, molecular function: ubiquitin-protein transferase activity; zinc ion binding. The transcript has 3 exons. The record is from RefSeq and is a predicted model, not a curated record. NCBI's taxonomy places the organism in Eukaryota, Metazoa, Mollusca, Bivalvia, Venerida, Veneridae.
UACUCCUUACGUCUACUAUUUAUUCAUAAUUUUAUAUAUCUGCAGAAUGGCUGAAGGGGGUGUUUUACCAUCUUUAAAAGAUGGUUCUGAUGCGGAUUUCGAGAUAACGUGUACACCUUGUGGAGAAGACAGUGUGAGAGAAGAGGCCAUCAAGUAUUGUCAAGAAUGUCAAGAAUAUUUAUGUGCAAUGUGCACCAAAUAUCAUGGUCGACUCAAAGCUACAAGAGCCCAUAGACUACUUGAUAAAGAUAAUGACAGACAGAGCUCUUUUGUUGCUAAGACAAGAUGCCGUUAUCAUCCGGAUAGAGACAUUGAGAUGUAUUGUGAAGCACAUGAUAUGGUGUAUUGUACUUUGUGUAUAGCCACAGAACAUAGACCUUGUGACGGCGUUAACAAAAUAGAAGACAAGUUGGAAUCGUCUGUUAAUCAAACUGAGAUUCAUCGAGUGCUAGAUGAAACCAAGAACGCACUAGAAACCAUUAAAACUGUGGUAGUCAAGCAACAGAAGAAUAUAGUUUCUCUCGAAGAGGAAAGAAACGCCACACAGGACAAGCUGGAAGAUGUUAAGACAAGCCUGGUAGAACAUAUCCUUAAACUGAAGAAGGAGACAUCUGACUCUGUAGACAAAAUAUAUGCCAAGACGAAAGAAGAACUUGAGUUUGAAAUUAAUGUAUCAACUAACAUGAUAAAAAACUUGGAGAAAAUGUUAGAACUAAUGCAAUUAGUUCAUAAUUUGGACGCAGGACAACAGUUCAUUCAGAUGAAACUGGUGAAGAUGAAUUUAACAGAUGCCAACAAGUUACAUUCCAACAGUGAAUCAAAUGGAACAAAAUCAGUUUGUUUCACAGAAAACACUGAUUUGAUAACCUCCGUAAUGACAGCAGUUGCUUUUGGAGACGUGCGUGAAGGAAGUGAGAACAGAAAACCAUCGAAGCCAAAGAAGUACAAAAUGAAGUCGAAGAAAGAGGUCAAUGUAAAACUGGGAACCAGUCUUCGAAUUUGGCCACUAGUCCGAAGCCCGAGGCUAGUAAAAAUUUUUCGUGAAGACUGGGGAACUGACAAAAAUACAUGUUUUAUUUCUGAUGUUUGCCAACAUCAGGAUGGUACAAUCCUGCUGACUGACAGUGAUAACAGAAAUGUUAAGAGGCUAAAGAGUAACUACAAGCUGAAGGACAAUUGUGACCUAGAUGCAAGUCCAAAGAACAUAUGUUUCAUUAGUAAGAACGAAGUAGCUGUCAAAAUGAACAAUAACACCAUCCAGUUCAUAGAUGUUAGUAAUACCAUGUCUAAAACGAGAUGUAUAGAUAUAGUUUCGGGGGGUCAGUUUGGACUUGCAUUUUGUAUGGGAGAGCUAUGGACAUCUGGAAGAGUGGGUGUUAACGUGUACAGUACUACAGGAAACCUUGUUAAGUCUAUUGACAAUAAUCAGAAUGUUCAGCCGAUAUUUAAAUCGGGAACUCAGCACAUGGCUGCCAGUGGUGAUAGCGUUCUCGUGACAGAUAGCAGUGAUGGUGCUGUCUGUUUAAACAACGACGGUACGAUACGGAGGGAACUACGUAGUAGUGGACUGAAAUACACCCGAGGUGUCUGUGUAUCCGACGAUGGAAUCGUACUACUCUGUGGAUUUAGCUCCAACAAUAUCGUGAUGUUCAGCAGCGAAGGAAAAUAUCUUGGAGAAUUAGUGGCGCAAGAUGUUGGAUUGAAGAGCCCUAUCAGUCUGUGUUAUGAUGUUAAUAAGCACAGUGUAAUUGUAACAUGCAGUUUUUCUAACGCCAUAAGUGUAGUUGAACUUGGAGAAUAAAAAGCAUUCCUCCUCCAUAAGUGACACGUUCCUAGGGAGGGACGUUUUGAGUUUUCUAUACAGUUAUGUUUAUGUUCUGAUAUCAAUUAUUUAGUGUGAAUACUACGUGCACAUCUCAUGCUCCAUACCGCAUCUAUCGCGAUAUAUGUAACCGAAUUAUAUUUUGAUAGAUAUUAUAAUUUUGAUUUGUCAGAAUAGAAAAACCACGUCAAUGUUCUAAGAAUACAAAGACAGUUAAUGUAAAUACAUGUAAUUCACAAGUGAUUUUGUAUCAGUUCAGUAAGUACAUAUGACAUAGAUGACGAAGUGCUUAGAACCGUUUCACUCUGAUCCUUGGAGUUGUUUACAGCUGGAGAAACUUAUAUGAAAGACUACCAGGUCAAUUUCCUUUUUAAAUCAAAUACUAUUGUCGUAUGAAGAAUAAUUAUUGUCAGAGAGAGGGUUUCGAAUUCGCAAAUCCCGGCUUUGAUUAGCCAUUAACAGGGAUGGGGCAAUGGAUAAUGGGUAAUGGUAAUGGGCAUUAUUGUUUUUUCAGUAAUGGAACGUAAUGGGUAAUGGAGAUAUUUUCCCCUUACAUGUAAUGGUAAUGCAAUGCAUUAUUGUAAAAAAUGAGGGUAAUGGUCAGUUAGUUUUUCAUUACUUACCUUUACUUUAAAUAUCUAUAAUUAUAUUGAGGGAAUCCAUGCUUUUAUUGUCUUUCAAAUAUAUGUUUCAGAAAAUAAAUUUACCCUCU